AGCUUCCCGUCAGCAUGAAAGCCAUCCAGAAGAGACUGAAGAAGAAUUAAGAGAACAUCAGACAUUUUUGGAAGACCAAUACAUUGACAGUACAGCAAAACAUAAGGAAAUUCAAGGAUUGACCCAAAUGGUCCACGUGAAGCAAGAACCUGCUGAAAGUGAUGAAGAUGGAGAACAACAAGAAUUGGGACCAGGACAAAGGCAAGCAGAGCAAGAACUGCUCUUCAGACAGCAAACUCUUCUACUGGAGCAGCAGCGCAUUCAUCAGCUCAGAAACUACCAGGCAUCCAUGGAAGCUGCUGGCAUUCCUGUAUCCUUUAGUGGACAUCGGCCACUUUCUCGAGCUCAGUCUUUACCUGCUUCUGCCAAUUUUCCAUUAUCUACACAAGAGACAUCGUGUAAGCCACAGUUCACAACAGGUCUUGUGUAUGACACCUUGAUGCUGAAACACCAGUGCAUUUGUGGAAACACAAACAGUCAUCCAGAACAUGCAGGGAGAAUCCAGAGCAUUUGGUCACGGCUUCAGGAAACAGGUCUUCGUAGCAAGUGUGAGUGUAUCCGUGGAAGAAAAGCAACUCUAGAAGAAUUACAGACUGUGCAUUCAGAAGCACACACACUGAUUUAUGGUACCAACCCUCUGAACAGACAGAAAUUGGACAGCAGGAAAUUGUUAGGCUCUCUGACAUCACUGUUUGUCAGGCUUCCAUGUGGUGGCAUUGGGGUGGACAAUGAUACAAUUUGGAAUGAAGUACAUUCAUUCAGUGCUGCUCGUCUUGCUGCUGGCUGUGUCAUAGAGCUUGUAUUUAAAGUAGCUACAGGAGAACUAAAGAAUGGAUUUGCUGUAGUUCGACCUCCUGGUCACCAUGCAGAAGAAAGUACCCCUAUGGGUUUUUGCUAUUUUAAUUCUGUAGCCAUUUCUGCCAAACUUCUCCAGCAGAGACUGAACGUGAACAAAAUCCUUAUAGUGGAUUGGGAUGUACAUCAUGGAAAUGGUACGCAGCAAGCUUUCUACAGUGAUCCCAAUGUCCUUUAUAUUUCACUACAUCGCUACGAUGAUGGAAAUUUCUUCCCAGGCAGUGGAGCCCCUGAUGAGGUUGGCAUAGGAUUGGGUGUUGGUUUUAAUGUAAAUAUAGCAUUUACUGGUGGUCUUAAUCCACCAAUAGGAGACUCAGAAUAUUUGACUGCUUUCAGAACAAUAGUAAUGCCUAUUGCUCAUGAGUUUGCUCCAGAUGUUGUACUGGUGUCAUCAGGUUUUGAUGCAGUAGAAGGUCAUCCUGCACCCCUUGGGGGAUAUAAUCUAUCAGCAAAAUGCUUUGGAUACCUCACCAAACAGCUUAUGGGGCUGGCUGAAGGACGAAUCAUUCUGGCUCUUGAAGGUGGUCACGAUCUGACAGCCAUUUGUGAUGCAUCUGAAGCAUGUGUUUCUGCUUUACUAGGAAAUGAGGUAAAGUAAAAAUGCAAUUUAUGCUCUUUUAUUCAUUGACUGGCACAAAUCCCAUAAGCCCACUACUAUAGUGAUGGGCUGCACCUCACAAAAACAGGGGAAAAUGUACUCAGAAAAAGACUGGUCCAACUCAUCAGGAGGGCUUUAAACUAAAAUUGAGGGAGAGGGGUGACCAAUCUUAGAAUCUUUAGAACCCAAAACAAUCAC
Molecule: messenger RNA, 1651 nt
Organism: Protobothrops mucrosquamatus (brown spotted pit viper)
Lineage: Eukaryota; Metazoa; Chordata; Lepidosauria; Squamata; Viperidae
Gene: HDAC4
Product: histone deacetylase 4
Exons: 12
Coding region: 128-1453 (441 amino acids)
Biological process (GO): chromatin organization
Cellular component (GO): histone deacetylase complex
Molecular function (GO): histone deacetylase activity
Source: RefSeq, a predicted model, not a curated record